This is a messenger RNA of Solea senegalensis (Senegalese sole), 2963 nucleotides long. Its product is annotated as ADP-ribose glycohydrolase MACROD2-like. Gene Ontology annotation, biological process: purine nucleoside metabolic process; DNA damage response; peptidyl-glutamate ADP-deribosylation. The transcript has 14 exons. The record is from RefSeq and is a predicted model, not a curated record. Gene Ontology annotation, cellular component: nucleoplasm. The coding region runs from base 21 to 905 and encodes 294 amino acids. Lineage: Eukaryota; Metazoa; Chordata; Actinopteri; Pleuronectiformes; Soleidae. Gene Ontology annotation, molecular function: ADP-ribosylglutamate-[protein] hydrolase activity.
AGCCCGUACACAGUACAAGGAUGGAUAUUCAGGUGCAGAGUGAUAAUGAAAGAGGCACCAUCCUUCCUAUUACAAAUGUGAUCCACACUGUGGGCCCGGUGGCCAGAGGUCAUGUGGGCCCUGCCGAGACCAAUGACCUCACCUCUUGCUAUCAGAACUCCCUCAGGCUGGUGAAGGAACAUUGCCUGAGCACCGUGGCCUUCCCAUGUAUAUCCACAGGCAUCUAUGGCUUCCCGAAUGACCCGGCAGCUGACAUCGCUCUGAAAACAGUAAAAAGUUGGAUUGAAGAUAAUUCUGAUAUGAUCACACGGGUUAUUUUCUGUGUCUUUCUCGAGACUGACUUUAACCUCUACAAGAAGAAAAUGUCUGCCAUUUUUCAAGACAGUGACAUGGAGGUUUCGGAGGAACAGCUGAAGGAAGAUAACACAGCGCCAUCCACAAACUCCACAACCAAGGAAGAAAGUGAAGAUGGCAACAUGGGUAAAGAGGAAACAGGUGAUGAAGAAGAGGGUGCCAAUGACGCUGAGGGAAACGAAGAUGUGGAGAUGGCGAGCCAAAAUCCAGAGGAAGAUCUUGGUGAUGAAGAACCAAAUCAAGAAGAGACUACAGUAAAAAAUGAAAAUCAAGAGACAAAGGAAGAUGUGGUCAUUAAUAAUGACACAGCUGAAGACAAAGACACCAACAAAGAGAAAAACAAAGGAGACAAAGCAGAGGAAGGUCAACCUGCUGCAAAGACUGAAGACGACACUGCAGCCACUGUGGAGAUGGAAGAUGUCUCUGAGAUCAAUGACACUGGCACCAGCAACGGAGAGGAGAUGAAAGAUCAUGUGGAGAGUUCAGAAGAACCUGAUUCAAUUCCUACUGACAGCAAUCACUCCAAAGACACUGAUGAGAAGAAGGAAUGACCAGCUGAGGGAAAAGACAAUCAACCUCAUCUGACAGCCAGCAAACUGUGCGAAGGCCAACCACAAUGGUGUCACCCUGGUCCAUGUUGGUAGGGACUCUGACUCUGGUCCAGGGCAACCAUUUUCUCACAUGAUGCUCACAUACCCAACUUGAUUUAGCCCCCCCCUCUUCAUAAAAGGGAAAGUUCAGGUUUUCUGUGUGGUUGUGUGAGGUAUUGACACAUUGUCAGCACUGACUUCACUGAACUUGCUGCUGUCUCUCAGAACCAGCCAUGGACACAUCACAGACGCUCAAUGUCACUGGAACCAUGGCUGCCAGCAGGGACACAAAGAAAAACCGAUGGUAGCCACUUAACGGGAACUGCACCUGCUUUAGUGUAUGAUAUAUUAAUAAUACGGUUCAUGCUUUUUUCAGACAGUUUAGAAAGUCUUUACCAACUGAAACCUGAAGUUUGUACACUAGGAACUCUAUUGCACCUAAGUCCAUAGAAGAAUUCUGAGUUUUUAGCUCUUGGAGACAAGGGAGUUGCUGGCCUACUGCUACUUUGUUCAGUAAGUUUGGGUCACUGACGUGAAUGUGAUAAAAGUCAGAAAUGAAUGAACUGAUGAAGGCAGAGGUGAGUUAGUUUUCUCAAUUGACUUUGGUGCUGGGAGUGAGUUUCAAAAACUCCCGUUUCCAGCUGGAAAAGCUGGCAAGAAAAAGUGGCAAACCAUUUGUUAUACAAGUUAUUGUAGACUGAAACAGGCAGAGAAUUUUGUUAAGCAGCAGAAAUCUGUUUUUCCUUCCACGUUUUAAGUCAGAUCAAAUGUCUGUGUCCCAUCCCCUUUGAGAUGGGGGGGAGGGGAGCUGCUCGGCGAAGUCAGUGCUGUCAGUGUGUCAAUACCUCUCACAACCACAAUUCAGAAAACCUGAACAAUCCCUUUAAGAAAACACUCAUCCCUGAAGUAUGUGUGUUACGUAUGUAUAUGUAUGUAUGUAUAAAACCUUGCUAUACGACUUGAACAUAUCAACCAGAAAAGAAGAGCCAUACCUCACUGUGUGUUAGAGUCAUACAUCAUUUUUCCAGCUGGGUGUGAUGAGAUAAACCAGGUUAAAGUCUUUUUUUUUAACCUAAUCCCACUGUUAGGGCAUGGUGACGCUGUCAGAGGACAGCAGACACAGCUCCCACAUGUUGACACUUCAGGCUGGAUGAUGCAUAACAUCAUCCAGCCUUUUGAUACUCGACUAUCGUCUCCACAGUCGAGAUGACAUCACAUAACAGUGGAACGCCUGACAACACCCUGCAUUUGUGAGCCUCCUUUGACUGCAACACACAGACACAUGCCAUGUCUUUCUCACGCACUACUGCAGAUUGAGCACCGCCGUUUAGUUAAAUCAACCGAUACCAUGAUUCAAUAAGGCUACGUGCCACUUCCAGGCCUUUCAUCUAUGAACAUCACUGAUAAUGUCUCCUCUCCACUGCUGUUCUAACUGCAGCUUAACUCGUUUUACCAGGAAACUGUUCAUCAGCACCCACGCACUAAAGAGGAUGUGAGUGUCUUUUAACAAAUCGAUUACUCCCCCCGCCCCUUUUCGUCUAAGCCAUUUUCAGUGCAUGCCAGAAAACUGCUUUGAACUUCCCCAACAUAAACAGGAUUUAUAGUCCUCUUCGCUUUUCGCUUGUCUCCUUACCAGAUUGUCUUUAACUGUAUCGAAUGGAAUCUGCCUUAUUUCAUAUACAACCACAAAUCAACAAUCACAGACAUAAAGAGAUGGUCCAAGUAUGAAUUCCUGGUUGUGUAUUGCUUGCUGAUGAUUUGUAAUUUUAAAUACUUCAUGUAAUGGCUAAAACCUGUUGUUAAUGGGUUUGUUUGUUUUUUUCUUCAUUUGAUUUAAAAAAACAACAAAAAAACAACAGCUUUUUGGGGUUAUUUUUUAUGUUGGUAUGAUUCAUGAGUUAUUUUCAGUAGUACCAUAGAUCAGAUGAAUUAAGUUCAAUGAAAUGAUGCCUUCAUACUUUGAUGUUUGCUUUGCUAAACUAUAACAGAAACAACUAAUAAAGUUUAAGGAGGAAACUA